UCCCUCUCUCCUCCUCUCAGAGGCAGAGCGUCAGGAACAGACACGCACACUGGACUCUUGUUCUGCCUCUCCCUCCCUCUCUCCCUCCCUCUCUCUCGUGUGGGAACACUGCGAGAGACUUCCCCCCCCGUCUCUCUCUCUCCGGCGUGGGAGCUCUGAGCAACCAUGCCCGUGGUGGGAGUAGCGUCUAAACUCCGGCAGCCAGCGGUGGGCUCCCGGCCAGUGCACACGGCUUUGCCCAUUCCCAACCCGGGCAGGGUAGCUGUGGACCAGGGGCCAGGGGCCAGGGGCCCGGAGACAGCACAGCUCACCUGCCAGUUGGCCCUUAAAGUGGAGAUGCAGGACAGCAGGGCAGUGGAGGCGACAGCUCACGGCAGCAGCCGUGAGGCAGAGGAGAUGAAGAUCUGUAAGAUCUACACUGACUGGGCGAACCACUACCUGGCCAAGGCAGGCUGCUCUCAGCUCAUCAAAGACUUGACCCAGGACAUCCCCAGUGGGGUUCUGUUGGCACAAAUCAUCCAGAUCAUAGCUAAUGAGAAGGUGGAGAAUAUUACUGACUGCCCCAGGAGUCACUCUCAAAUGAUUGAGAAUGUGGAGGUUUGCCUGACGUUCCUGGAGACCAGAGGAGUCGGUGUGCAGGGCCUGUCUGCUGAAGACGUGUGUAAGGGGAACCUGAAGAGCAUCCUGGGGCUUUUCUUCAUCCUGUCCCGUUACAAGCAGCAGCAGCAGCAGCAGCAGCAGUACCUGCAGUCUCUGGUGGAGCUCCAACAACAGGUCGCACACCAGGCCACCGGGGCGGCGCCAGGGAGCCAGCACAAACCGCAAGACAUGCAGUCCAGUCUUACAGCAAGAUAUGCCAGUCCACAAGCUCACAGUGGAAUAGGAGCUCCUCAGAAGAAAAAUUCAAGGUUGCCAGGUCCCACUAGAUCCCCCGCUGCAGGCAGUGGAGGCAGCAGUAAGAGUCCAGCCUCGGCCAGUCUGAACAGGAGAAGCCAAAGCUUCAACAGCAUCGACAAGAACAAACCACUGCAGUACGCUAGCGGCAAUGACAGAGAGUCGGUGAAGUCCAUACCUCUGGUGGGCAGCAUGAAUGUCAGCAACAGCGGGCAGCAGCUGGCCUCGGCCAUCCCCUCCUCGGCCGCGGGCAAAGCCUGGCGCAGCAAGUCCAUGAACAUGAAGCACAGCGCCACCUCCUCCAUGCUGGCCACCAGCCCCACGUCCUCGCCACCAUCGCCGUCCAGCUCCGAGCGCCCACGCCCACCGCUGGCCGAUGCCUCCAAGUCGGCGCCGGGCAACCAGCGCUCUGCCCUGGACAAGUUUCGCCUGGCCAAUCCGCGCCCGGCGUCUCGUGCCUCGCCCUCCAUGGCCGAGAUGGCCCUCCAGGAGGAGGAUGACCUGUCCGAGUACGGCGAGGAGACCUCCGGCGGUCCCGCGCCGCCCGGGGGCCCAUCCAAGCCGCAGGGCAAGACGGCGCCCUCCCUGUCGCUGCAGACCAAGGGCACGACGGCGCCGGCCGUCCACGGCGGCACUGCUGGGAAAAGUGCCAGCGGCAAGUCCCUGUCACACCCCAAAGACAGAGAAGAGAAGGGCAGAACCAGGAGCAAAGCCGGCACGCCGCCCAAAGAGGAGCCGCCACCCACGGAAGCCAAGAAGGGCUCCAAAAUCGCCAGCCUCAUCCCCAAGGGAGGCAAAGCGCCCACCGCCACGGCUAAGAAGGACGGCGCCCUGCCGGCCUCCAGCGGAAUCCCCAAGCCAGGGCUGAAGACGCCGGGCACGCCGGCCAAGCCUGCAGCUCCACAGGCCAGCCUGGUGGGGGCACUGGUGGGGGCACCGGUGAAGGAGGGUGGCGAGAAGGCAAAGGGGGGUAAAGGAGGGCAGGCGUACUACGCGCAGCGCACCCUCGGGGGUCUGGAGGGCAGGAAGAGCAGCAUGGUCUCUUCCACCAGCAGCUCCGCCCUCUCCGGCUCCACCGCCUCCACCGCCUUGGGGGGAGGGGGAGGGGGGGUGAUGGGAAGCAACGGAGCAGUGCACCUGCCCCAACAGCAGCAGCACAACCACCCCAACACGGCAACGGUCGCCCCCUUUAUCUGUAGGACAUACUCAGAGAAUGACUGUACUACAGUGGUUGUCCCUGAACCAUGCCUCACUAAAGAUCUGCUUUACUGCAAGACAGCCAAACAGUGCCUGGAGGAGAUCUCAGGGGAAGACCCAGAGACAAGACGCAUGCGCACAGUAAAGAACAUCGCCGACCUGAGACAGAACCUGGAAGAGACCAUGUCCAGCUUACGGGGGACGCAGAUCAGCCAUAGCACCCUAGAGACAACAUUUGACACUACAGUAACAACAGAGGUCAACGGGCGUGGCCUCCCUGCCCUCUCCAGUCGCUCCUCUCCAAUGGCUUGGCGACUCGGCCAAUCCCCAAACCCUCGUCUGCAGGCUGGAGAUGCCCCCUCUAUGCCCGGUAGCUACACCCCUCCCAGGUCCAGUGCUGUAGCGACCAGUCGCUAUGGUGAUUCCUCACGGUUUGUGUACACAGCACCACUGAGGAGGGCAGUAACUUCAGGAGGCAGAGUGGUGGAGCAAGGUGAAAAGGGUGUAGCCCCUGAGGCGGUGCCAGAUGGGGACGUAGCGGGGUACAUGAGUGAUGGAGACCUACUGGCCAAGAAUGUACGAGCUGAUGACAUCACAAGCGGGUAUCUAACUGACGGGGGUCUUCACCUGUACUCACGAAAUGUUGGCCGGACUCCUGAGCUGACAUCAGCUCGAGAGGUCAUCCAGAGAGGAGUCAAAGAGGCACAGGGUGAAGCUGACAGUUGGGAUGACAGCAGCUCAGUGAGUAGUGGCCUGAGUGACACACUUGACCACAUCGCCAACGACGACCUAAACACUCCAGCAUACGCUGCCGUCUCCUCACGCAAGAGCAAAGGAGCACAGUCACACAGAGAGACCUGCAGGCACUUGGAGCAGAGUGACAGUAGCUGGGCCGGUGCUGAAGACCUGAAGAAAGUUGAGGAGGACACAGACCCAGCCAUGGACUCGCCUUCCAAAUGGAAGCCUUCAUCCUCCUCCUCCUCCUCGGGGCAGGUUGAGGAGAGCGGACAAAAGACGGGGCUGCCUAUGUCCCAGACGGGUUCCUGGAGGAGGGGCAUGAGUGCCCAGGUUGGCAUCACACCCCCACGGACCAAAAGUACCACUCCCUCCAUUAAAACGCCAGGUAAAACAGAUGAUACCAAGGCAUCAGAGAAGAGCAAGGCUCCCUGUAAAUCCCCCAGCAUCCAGCGCUCCCCCUCGGAUGCGGGUAAGAGCAGCGGUGAUGAGGGCAAAAAGCCCCCGUCGGGCAUUGCCCGGCCGCCUGCCGCUGGCUCCUUUGGCUUCAAGAAGACCGCGGGCACCUCGGCCCCCCUCAUCACAGCCAGCGGGGCCACGCUGGCCAGCGGCUCCGCCACGCUCGGCAAGGCGCCCAAAUCGGCAGGCGUGGGCAAGGCUGGGGGCGUGGCCAACGGGAGGAAGACAAGCCUGGACGAGUGCCAGCACCAGGAUGAUGGAGUCCUGCUGGGAGUGGGAGGGGCCAAGGUUCCCCUGCAGUACCGAUCCCUCCCGCGGCCCGCCAAGUCCUCCAGUGCCGGGGUGGGCGGGGUCGGGCGGGGCGGCUACCGCGCCGGCUCCAGCAGCGUAGACUCCAACGUCAGCAGCAAAUCCACGGUAGGGGGCGUGGCUGGAGGUGCGAAUGAGGGCGGGGCCACUGCUUCCAAAAGGAGGGAUGGGGCGAAGAUGGGAUCUGGGUGCUCAAGCCCCAUUACCGUUAACCAGACCGAUAAGGAGAAAGUGACGGUGUCGGAUCAGGACGGAACAGCCCUGUCCACCUCGCCCAAGUCCAGCCCCACCUCCAGCCAGUCAGGGCUGAGGCUGCCCGGGUCCAAAUAUCCGGACAUCGCUUCCCCCACCUUUCGCAGGUUGUUUGGCAGUAAAGCCAGCAGUAAACCCAGUUCCCCCAGUACCCCUGAUUCAGCCAAAUGCCCGUCAGUGCUGGGAAGCCCCCAUGGCACACUGGCCCGCCAGACCAGCCUGGACUCGCCCUCUUCGGGCACGGGCAGCCUGGGCAGCGCGGGCGGGCAGAGCGGUGGCAGCAGCCCUCCGUACGGCAGAGCACCCGAGUCCGGCGCGGACUCCCCGGCCUCCAGCCCAGCAUCAGGCCUCUCUCUACCCUCCGCCGCCCGGCCCUGGCCGCCCAACCUCAGCAGCUCCUCUGCCGGUAGCAAAGAGACACUGAGCUGCCAGAGUCUGACCAGCCUGCACACCAGCUCCGAGUCCAUCGACCUGCCGCACCACCACCACGCCACCAAGGUCACACGCACAGGCAGCGUCAAGUCCACGCUGUCCGAGGGCAUGACUCUUGACAGAAACACACUGCCUAAAAAGGGACUGAGACACCCGCCAUCCUCCAGACAGAUGUCCCACGAGGAGGGCAAGGAAUGGCUGCGCUCCCACUCCACUGGAGGCCUUCAGGACACAGGCAGCCCCCUCUCUCCCCCCGGUCCUACUGCCACUGCUGCUGGAAAAUACCACUACUCCAACCUGUUGAGCCCCACCAGUAUCAGUCAGUUCCCACUGUCUGGUAGCAAUAUGACUCGGUCUAACAGUAUUCCAGAGCAGGACACGUUCGAGCUGUAUGGGGAUGGCCGCACGCUGGGGGGCAGUGCCACCUCUCUGGAGGAACGGCCACGUGCCAUGAGCCGAUCCGGAUCCUUCCGGGACAGCACAGAUGAAGUUCAUGGGUCGUCUCUGUCUCUGGUGUCUAGUACCUCCUCCUUGUACUCUGCGGUGUUCUCUUUUCUAAACAAGACAGAGGAAAAGGCUCACUCUGAGCAAAUCAGAAAGCUGCGCCGGGAGCUAGACGCUUCCCAGGAGAAAGUCGCUGCCCUGACAUCGCAACUGGCAGCCAAUUCACAUCUGGUAGCGGCUUUUGAGAAGAGUCUGGGAAACAUGACCUGUCGCUUACAGAGUCUAACCAUGACAGCAGAGCAAAAGGAGUCAGAGCUGGCAGAGCUGAGAGAGACUAUUGAAGCUUUGAAGGCUCAAAACACCGAUGCCCAGACUGCUAUUCAGGUGGCCCUCAAUGGACCAGACCACAUACACAGAGAUCUGAAGAUUCGUCGGCAGCACUCCUCUGAGAGCAUGUCCAGCAUCAACAGUGCAGCAAGUCACACCAGUCUGAGCAGCAGCAAGGACACCGAUGACAAGAAGAAGAAGAAGAAGAGCUGGGUGCCUGAUUCUCUCCCUGCCCAGCUGCGGAGCUCCUUAAAGCAGGCGUUUGGGAAGAAGAAGAGCUCCAAGCUGCAGGUGCCCCAUGAUGAGCUGGAGGAGAUGACUGACUCGUCAGUACCAGCCUCACCCAAACUCCAGCACAGCAACACCCAGCCCUUACACAUGUCUUCAUCCACCACAGAUAUGUGUGUAUGCGAUAACAAGGCUUCCCUGAUUUGGAUGCCAAAGAAAAGGCAAAAUGGCCACGUCAUCUACAAGCACAGAUCUCGGCUUUGUGAGUGUACUGAGGCAGAGGCAGAGAUUAUUCUGCAGCUGAAGAAUGAGCUCAGGGAGAAGGAGCUGAAACUGACCGACAUCAGGCUGGAGGCUCUGAGCUCCGCACACCACCUGGACCAGAUACGCGAGGCCAUGAACCGCAUGCAGAACGAGAUUGAGUUACUGAAGGCAGAGAAUGACAGACUAAAGUCCAGUGGAAGCUCCACCCCUGCUACGCCCGCCAAAAUGGCCCGCCCCCCUUCUGAAGCCUCAAGCACCUCCUCCUCUUCCUCGCGCCAGUCACUGGGACUCUCUCUCAACAACCUCAACAUAACAGAAACCAUCAUGUCAGAUUUGCUCCUGGACGACAGCUGUGAGGGGAACCUGCGGAAGGAAGGCCGCAGAGUGCGGAUAGUGGUCACCAUCUCCGGCGAGUCCAACAGGACCAAGGCAGUACAGAGUCAGGGGCAUCUAAUUGGCUCCAUCGGGGUCAGCGGGAAGACAAAGUGGGACGUGUUGGAUGGUGUGAUACGACGGCUGUUCAAGGAGUACGUGUUUCGUGUGGACCCGCUGACGAGUCUGGGCUUGACCUCAGACAGCAUAGCGAGCUACAGGAUGGGCGAGAUCAUUCGCUCCAGUGUGUCUGAGCUCCCCGAGCUCCUGCCCUGUGGAUACCUGGUGGGGGGCGGUAACACCAUCAGUGUCGCUCUCAGAGGUGUGAGGGAGAGCAGCAUCGACAGCCUGGUGUUCGACACACUCAUCCCCAAGCCCGUCAUGCAGCGCUACCUGAACCUGCUGAUGGAACAUCGCCGGAUCAUCCUGUCCGGACCCAGCGGCACGGGGAAGUCCUUCCUGGCCAGGCGCCUGGCCUACUACAUCAUCACCAAGAGCGGCCAGGAGGUCAGCGACUGCAACGUGGCCUGCUUCAGCGUGGACCAGAAGUCCAGCACGCAGGACCUGCGCCAGUAUUUGUCUAGCCUAGCAGAGCAGUGCAACUCAGAAGGGAGUGAGGGAGAGCUCCCCCUGGUGGUGGUCCUGGAUAAUUUGCACCAUAUUGGAUCUCUCAGUGAUAUCUUCAAUGGCUUUCUCAACUGCAAAUAUCACAAAUGCCCGUAUGUCAUCGGAACCAUGAACCAGGGGGUGUCUUCCUCCCCCAACCUGGAGCUGCAUCAUAACUUCAGGUGGGUGUUGUGUGCAAACCACACUGAGCCUGUCAGGGGCUUCCUGGGACGAUUCCUCCGUCGAAAACUCAUCGAGACAGAAAUUGAGAAGAACACACGUAGUAAUGACCUCAUCAAGAUCAUCGACUGGAUCCCCAAAACCUGGCAACACCUCAACUCCUUCCUAGAAGCUCACAGCUCCUCAGACGUCACUAUCGGUCCAAGGCUCUUCCUGUCUUGUCCAAUGGAUGUUGAUGCCUCUCGUGUGUGGUUCACUGACUUGUGGAACUUUUCUCUAGUGCCAUACUUAUUAGAGGCAGUGCGGGAGGGACUACAGCUUUAUGGUAAGCGAGCAGCAUGGGAGGAUCCUUCCAAAUGGGCCAUUGACACCUACCCAUGGAGCUCCGCCUCCCUGCAACACGACAGCCAAUCACUGCUGCAGCUCCGGCCGGAAGAUGUUGGCUAUGACAGCUAUGGCUCAUUGAAAGAUGGCGCCUCCUCCAAGCAAGUGUCCCAGAGUGACACAGAGGGAGACCCACUGAUGAAUAUGCUAAUGAGACUACAGGAAGCUGCUAACUACUCCAGCGCCCAGAGCUGUGACAGCGACAGUGCCAGUCACCAUGACGACCUUCUAGACUCUUCCCUCGAGUCGGCCCUGUAAGCCCCACCAUGAGGAAGAGCCUUCUUCCUAUUGGUUUAUCAGCAUAACAGAUCCGAUGGCUCACUGGGCGUUAGUGGGCAGUAUAGAUGGCCGCUCUAGUGCCCCUGCUGGGAGACCUGCCCCCUCUGAGGCUGAAGAGGCAGAGAAGAGAUGCCUGGACAGUGCUGGAAGCACACAAAACACUGGUGAAAUGUGCAAUUAAAAAAAAAUAACCAAACAAACAAAAAUAACAACUGGAAGUCUUUGUUUGUUUUCAUUUGGUUAGCGAUCUCCAUGUUAACUAACGUUGUUUACACGAGUAGGAGUCUUUGUUCAGUUCACCGAGGUGCUGCAGUGAGGAAAAGGGCAACAUACCCAGUCCAGACCUCAGUAAACCUGGUGCUGCUGCAGUGCCGAAAUUAGUUCUCUAGUUUAUGCUCAUUCCCACCCGGCGACAUUCACGCCAAACCAACAAGCACAAGUGCUUCUCGUGUCAUGUCUGCUACUGUGAAGCUCUUCACCACUCGCACCACUCAGUACACUGCCAAGCGUGCAACAACAACAGCCCCUUUAUAGUCGCCCUCGACAACCUGACUCAAGCUUGCAGUGCGGUAGUCUCGUCCCUUUGAAUCAGUGACCAUGCGUGCAGUUCCUUUUCUCUCCCCAGCGGAGCAGCAGAGAGGUAACGAGUGACGAGGAUGUGUGCAUGGAUGAAGGAGGAAACUAGCCUGAUUCUGGUGCUUUUAUUGCUGCCUUAUAUGUGCUGAGCUCUGGCAGACAGUUCAGUAGGCCUGUAUUCUUAAGACCGUGGAUGUGCAGAAAAGCGGCGUCUCCCAGUGGCGCGGCACUUUAGGAUGGAAUUUUAAACCCGAUAUCCCGAUAUAUGCCACGUCCACAUAUUUUAUUUUUGUUACCUGACAAGUGAGUUAGAAUUAAGACACACUAUUGAAAAAUAUGUUCAAAUGUAUAAUAAUUAAGGGGAUGGGAUAACUUUAUGUAAUCCCAGCUGAGCUGGGAAAAACAACCAAGAUGAGCACAACUCUGACAAGUUGCUUCACUAGCAUGCUGUUUGAGAUAUGAGUGUGCUUGUAUGUGUGUUUGUCUGUGUGUGUGUGUGUGUGUGUGUGUGUGUGUGUGUGUGUGUGUGUAUGU
This is a messenger RNA of Electrophorus electricus (electric eel), 8472 nucleotides long. The record is from RefSeq and is a predicted model, not a curated record. Lineage: Eukaryota; Metazoa; Chordata; Actinopteri; Gymnotiformes; Gymnotidae.